ACAGCACAAUGAAGGCCGGCCGCUGAACAGCACAGAUUCACCGCAUAGAAGUCGUGGAGUUAUUGUAAGUAUGGGAGCCCAUGUAUCUCGACAUGUAGAUAUUCCCGGAAUGAAACGGCACGACAACACUGCCAUGGGUGUGGCACGGAUUCGUUGGAUGGAACAUGCUCGGAAGCCUGAAGCUAGCAGACUCUUUGAAGACCCGUACGCCAAAUACUUUAGCAUUGGUCAUCCUUUUUUGGAAUGGUUGGGGAGCGACUAUGUGGUUUGUAAAGUAAAUCAGAGAUAUCCUGGAUUGAUCAGCAUGGUCGUGGCUCGAACGGCAUUUCUAGAUCAUGUCUGUCAUCAAGCUAUUACUGAUCAUGCGUGUACCCAAAUGAUCAUUCUCGGGGCGGGAUAUGAUACCCGUGCCAUUCGACUAUUCCACAAUAACAGCAACAACAACAGUACCAAAAUACACUGCUUUGAAGUGGAUCAACCAAAAGUCCAGAAACUCAAAAAACUAGGAUUGCAAAGCCUUCCCAUCCAGAAAGGGGAACUAUCUCACGUACACUUGAUUUCCGUAGAUUUCAACUCCAACGAAUCACUCCAAGACAAACUCGAAGCGCACCCACAGUUUCAAAGAGGGGCCAAGACCAUCAUACUUCUGGAAGGCGUCACCUACUAUAUUCCCAAAAAGUCUACUGCCGAGACAUUGAAACAACUGCAAUCCAUGGUCGGAAAAGGAUCCAUUUUAGGAGUCAGCUACGUCCAUCAAGCUGUAUUACAGAAAAAGUCAGAGCUGUCAUGGAUACAAGAGGGCAUCUGUGCCGAUCCACAAGACGUGGCACGGGUAGUAGCUCGGGUGCGUCGAGGGGGAGAACCAUGGAUUUCCGGGUGGACACCAGAAGAAUUUACCAAGUUUCUCAAGAAGGAUCAUGGAUUUGUCGUUCUGGAGGAUGUCACGGUUUCGGAUCUCGAGUCAAGGUACUUUGAACCAUUGGGGAGAACGGCACGGCCCUUUUUGUGCGCCGAGCGCUUUGUCAUGGCCCAAAAGGCGUGA
Messenger RNA from Seminavis robusta, 1042 nucleotides. The record is from the annotation of a GenBank genome assembly. Lineage: Eukaryota; Bacillariophyta; Bacillariophyceae; Naviculales; Naviculaceae.